Molecule: messenger RNA, 420 nt
Organism: Necator americanus (New World hookworm)
Lineage: Eukaryota; Metazoa; Nematoda; Chromadorea; Rhabditida; Ancylostomatidae
Exons: 1
Coding region: 1-420 (139 amino acids)
Source: RefSeq, a predicted model, not a curated record
AUGUACAAAGCUUUGGAGCGGAUCAUCCUGAAUCGACUAAUCCGACAUCGCGAAGAAACCACCCGCGACGAACAAGUCGGCAUUGGGCCUAGUCGAUCGACGAUUGACCGGGUGUUCAUUGUGAGAAGAGUGUUUGAAGUGUGGCAGCGAUACUCGAAGCCUCUACAGUUAGCAUUUUUGGACUUCGAAGCCGCUUCCGACUACCCUCACCGGGGCCGUCUUCCCAAUAGACUCCGCGCCGAUGGGAUUCCAGGAAAAUUCGUACGCCUAAUAAACGACAUGAAUAGAAGAACAACUGCUGCGGUCCGAACACCAGCUGGAUGUACAUCAUUCAAAGUGGAAACUGGAGUGAGACAACGGGCCGUGACGGCACCCUUUCUGUUCAAUUGCCGUCGAAGACAUAAUGCGGAGAACAGUUGA